Oppia nitens is the source of this 532-nucleotide messenger RNA. RefSeq names its product 60S ribosomal protein L37a-like (gene RpL37A). Gene Ontology annotation, biological process: translation. NCBI's taxonomy places the organism in Eukaryota, Metazoa, Arthropoda, Arachnida, Sarcoptiformes, Oppiidae. The transcript is spliced from 2 exons. The coding region runs from base 111 to 389 and encodes 92 amino acids. Gene Ontology annotation, cellular component: ribosome. The record is from RefSeq and is a predicted model, not a curated record. Gene Ontology annotation, molecular function: structural constituent of ribosome.
AGACAUCAUUGAUGUUAUAAUUGUUGCAGAGUUUAGGUGAAAACGACGACUUGUUUAGACUUCCUUUUCCUUAAGUGUGACCACAGAGUGAAACAUCCAAUACGUAAACAAUGGCUAAGAGAACAAAGAAAGUGGGAAUCGUUGGAAAGUAUGGCACCCGUUAUGGUGCGUCACUCAGGAAGAUGGUUAAGAAGAUGGAGAUCACACAACACUCGAAGUACAGCUGCACCUUCUGUGGCAAAGAGUCGAUGAAGAGGACGUGUGUCGGUAUCUGGAAGUGUUCGGCCUGUAAGAAGACUGUUGCCGGCGGUGCCUAUGUCUUCAGUACUACCACUGCCGCUACCAUCAGGUCAGCCGUUCGACGUCUUCGCGAUCUUAAGGAGUCAUAAACUUUGUGACCAAAUUUUUUGAUCAUCUGUCGCCUCCUUAAUGAUUGUCUAAUGAAUGUCAUAUUUAAUGAUUAAAACCCAUUAAUAUUUAAAUAUUAAUAAAUAUUUGGAUAAAAUUGAUUUAAAUACGAAAAGCAAUAAUU